This is a messenger RNA of Symbiodinium natans, 837 nucleotides long. NCBI's taxonomy places the organism in Eukaryota, Dinophyceae, Suessiales, Symbiodiniaceae. The record is from the annotation of a GenBank genome assembly.
AUGAAAUGUCUCGCCACAUUCGUGGCCUUAUGUGCCCUGGCUUGGACUUGGGCAUGUGAUGCUUCGGGGUGUGCCAUGGAGAGUGAGGAAACCAUCCUAAUGCAGAAGAAGGCAUCGGAAACAAUCGCUUCCGAGCACUCCCCGCAUCGCGAUCCAUGGCAGCACUGGCUCCACCGUCAGAAAGAGCGUCGCGAACGUUGGCUGCAGCGUUGGCGGUGGCGCCAGCAAAUGCGUGGGCUCCACCGCCGCCGUCGCCACCACCGUCGCAGACGGACCACCACCAGCACGACCACGACCACCACGACCACCACGACCACCACGACCACCACGACCACCACGACCACCACGACCACCACGACCACCACGACCACCACGACCACCACGACCACCACCACCACCACGACCACCACGACCACCACGACCACCACGACUACCACCACCACCACCACGACCACCACCACGACGACCACCACCACGACCACCCUGACUCCGGUUUGGGUCGCCAUGUUUCUCAACAAUGAUUGCAGCGGCCCGCCCGAUCUCCGAGUGGACCUUGCCAAUUCCGUGGCGCCGAAUUGUCAUCAGUGCUGGGAUCGUUGCCAGGAAGGCAGCAGCGGUUUCAGAUCAUUCAUUCUUGAAAGUCCUGGAAAAGCUGCAAUUUCUUGGGACUGUGUCGGCUUUUCCGACUCCUAUCCCAACACCGGCUUCGAGAUUGGCCGUACAUUCACCUCAGCCGCUUGCCACAAUCCUGGCGGAGGAGCAACUGUGGCGCUUUGCGACGCUGCAGUCUUUGGCACGGCAAGGUACAACACCCAGCUCGCAAAUAUUUGCGCUUGA